Molecule: messenger RNA, 2514 nt
Organism: Amoebophrya sp. A25
Lineage: Eukaryota; Dinophyceae; Syndiniales; Amoebophryaceae
Source: the annotation of a GenBank genome assembly
AUGACAAACACACCUUUUGCUGAAUCAUCAUCGUCACGACAAGCCGAAAUAGUAGCGGCACCAACGACAACAGCCGCAUCGUCGUCGUCUGACGGUACCAGACCCGGACUACAUCAUGAGCAAGACGAGGGAGGAGAACAAGAUCCAACAUCAGGCGAGGGCGGACGUGAAGGCGCAGGACCAAGAGCUAGCGAGAUCGAACACGACAAAGACACUCGUUUAAUUCCAGAAGACCAAGGUCACUCGGAGGUGGGAGCGCAAGGAACAAAAUCACAACAGCAGCCUCCCAUACAGUCUCCAGCACUUGCAGCAUCCAUAACUACGAAUGUAGCAGUAGAGCAACCACCCCAAGCGGAUGCUGACACAAUAACAAAUGGCAAUCCUGCAGCAACAACAAGUGCAUCCGGAGCCAGCGCACCUGCGCCGGCGCAGCCUCCAACUACAGCAACUACACAAACUUCUAGUGGUCCUAGUACGACAGCGACUCGGAUAGAACAGCAUCAGCAGCCGGGACAAGAUACAGAUGCAACAUCAACAAGGACCAUGUCAUCUCGCGACAAUAGUGCUGACUACACGGCUAACGGCGCUCUAGAGCCAGGAGAGGUGGACAUUGCGAGUGCCACAACAAGCAGUGCUCCUGGUGUCCCGAAAUCAGCAACAAGUCCAGGAGCUGCCUCAGCAAGCAUGAAGCAAGUAGAUGAAACAGUGUCGAGUGGAGUGGUGGAACAGGAGAAGGACGAGCAGGUACAAGUUACAAUUUCUCUGAAUGAGAAGAUUCUGAUUUCUUGUUUUUCUAGUAGAUAGUUUUAGUUUGGACGUGAAGACUCAUCGAAAUUCCGAAUCCAGUAUUGUCGCAUCUUCAAUUUCAAAUGAUCCAUUUCCACCUCUCACCUCCUUGUUUACUCACCACAUUCUGGCACGGCCGCGUCUUCAGGCUGUAAGACGUAAGAAACCACGCAUGCUGCGUUCAGAGCACGUGAGGGAGAAGGAAGCGAGCUCUUUUUUCGAGAAAUCGGGUGAAGGCGACAAAGCGGGUGAAAAGAAAGGCGACGAAGCGGCAGCGGCAGAGGGUGCUGGAGGUGAAGGAGCAAAAGAUUAAGAAUCCGUCGUGUGAUUAUAGUCUCCGUACUAGUUUGGGAAGUUCAAGAAGCUGUAGAGGUUGAAGCUGUAGUGGAUCCCUCCUACUAGUGUGCACAGUCAUGCAUUAGCACCUUUCUCUAACAAAGAGGCGCACCCGCAGCAGGGGAGAAUAAAGAUGGCGAGAAAAAAGCUGAGGAAGAUGCACCAAAGGCUGAGGGCGACGGCGAGAAAAAAGCUGAAGGGGACGCGAACAAGAAAGGUACUUGGUCGCACUUAAAUUUAAAUAUAAAUGCUUCAAGGAUACUUGUUGAUAGUUGCCCUUUUCUCUUUUAUAUCUUCCUCUGUCUGGUCUGUCUUUUUUCUAGUUAGGUCGGCUCCACCACAAAUAUAAAUGUUUCAUGAUAAAAGAUCAAUAUCAGGUUCUUCCUUACGACCUCCCCGUCUUCUAGUUUUAUCAAUAUCUUCUUCUCGUUGCUUGUUCUCCUUCUGCAAGCAAUCAUCUAUUGACUCACAGUCUCAUUUCUACUUAUAACAAAAUAACAGACGAAGAACAAGUCGCUUCCUGGUUCAUCCAACAAUCUCAAAAAAACACAGACGAAGAAGAAGGCGUUUCUUGGUUCUGGGUGGGAUUCGCUGUCGCUGUAGUGGUUUUGGUGCUCCUAGGUACUUUUGCGGCGUUGAGCACUCCUACGGGAACGCUCGAAACAGAAAGCGCACCAAUCGACGAGGAGGAUUAAGAAGAUCUUUAGUGAGUUAGGUGUAGGAUGGGGAUUGCGAUUGGUGGAGAAGGAGAGGGCUGCAGUGUAGCAAUAGGAGUAGAGGUCGAAGAGUAAGAAAUUGCGUAAUUGGUGCGCUAGGUCUCGGAGGGGAAGAAGAACGCAAAAAACGGCGUUUAAUGACGUUGACACAUACUUAUGUCAGGCCAUCUAGCAAUCUAGCUUAACUAAAAUUCCAAGAAAUGAGCCACACAGAAUUGAAAACGAAGUCGUGACUAUGCAGCAAGACCAAGAUCAACAUGCUAGCCUCGUCUACUAAUUUCAAACUGCAUCGAGAAUAACGAGCAGCACUAUGUUUUGCACAGCUUCGUCUCAUGUUGAUAAUGACCCAGAAAAUGAUAAUGAAUGAGGGCGCCGCUUCAUCAUUUAGAUUUUUGCCCACGAAAACUAACGACUAAGCAAAUGCGUCCUGUACUGUGCGUCGAUCUAGAAGAGUCCAGAAAUGAACGAAUGUGAGAAAGUAAGAAGUUGUGGCCAAAAAAGAAGAAACAAAGCAACGAACAACGUACAACGCGAAAACGUGUAUGAGUAUACGACUUGCGUGCCAAGACCUGACGCUCCUGCUGUGCUUGUUGUGGGAGGUGUUCAGGAAAGAAUAGAGCGUGGCGGCAUAGUUAAGAAUGAUCAAUCUAAGCCAUGAUGUGAAGAAAAGCGAAAA